Molecule: messenger RNA, 423 nt
Organism: Strongylus vulgaris
Lineage: Eukaryota; Metazoa; Nematoda; Chromadorea; Rhabditida; Strongylidae
Source: the annotation of a GenBank genome assembly
AUGCCUUUCUCCGAGCGACCACCUGAGUUCCAUGCUCCGUUUGAGCUGGACAUACCUACAGACUCUAUUGAACUCUGCGCUACUCGUUGCUACCAAGAUGGAUGUAGUGGAGCGAAGUACAAUCCAAGCAGCGGCACAUGCUCUCUUGCCUAUGACGACAAGCAGUUCUAUUCUGAUAAGAACUCCGCUGAAGUGUCCACAACAGUAACUCCUGCCUCACCUUCUUCAACUGCCACCACAGAGGGAACUGAAGGAACUGAAGGACCACAAGGAACGGAAGGCAUAGGCAGCUCUGAACAAACCACAACAGGUCCAGAAGCUUCCGGAAGCACGCCGAUGUCAAAGAAGGAAGAGGAAGGCCCACAGAUGCCGCCACCCUCUUCUCCAUCAAAAUCUAUAUCAUCAACUUUCCAGAAAGGUUAA